UGAGGCCUCACCAGUGCAGUGUUGCUGCCAGGGGCAGUAGGGAUCAUGCCAGGCUUGGUUGGCUCCUCCAGAUCCAAGCCACGUCCAGCCACGUGCUUUGUGGCUGUGGAAACCGGGGUGUGACAUGCCCUGCAGCCUGGCAUACACGUUCCUCCCUUGUUCCCAGGCCCCGGAGGCCAGUACCUCAGGCUAGCAUUGGCCCAGCGCAGGACUUUCUUCCUCUUGAUGCUCAACCUGACUGGUGAUUCUGUCCUCAGGCAGGCAUGGAGCUCCAGUGCUCCUUGCAGGACCGCAGUGCGUGUUGGCUGUAGCCAACAUGAAGGGUCCCUUGGAAGCAUUUACCUCAUGCCCACCUCCUGCUAGUGGGCUGGGAAAUGGGUGCUUCCCCUUUGCUCCAGGAGGUUUGUGGAAGUGUUCCCAGGGUCUUUUGAAGCAACUGGGCUGGGGCCUUCCCUGGUGUCCGGGUUUGGCCUUGCCCACCUCUCCCUUGCUGCUCAGUGUAGAGCUGUCUUUAAGAGCCAGUUCUUGGCUAAUUCUUGGCCAUGUGUUUCCUGCCAUACGGGAAGUGGUUGUGUGUUCCUGACAGGAGACACUGUGUUUGCCUUUACGUCUCUCCCUGCAAAGGCUGCUUUCGCCUGGCGUGUGCCAAAAAAGAGGCUGUUCUCUCCUUCUUGGAGCCCGUGGGGGGACUCCCGGGGAGGGGGAAGGGUUGCUUCGUCCCCUGUUGUCUUGCAGGGAAAGUCUCUCAGGGGACCUGUGUGGCCCUGGGCUCGUAUCCAAGGUUUACGCUGAGCUCUCUCCAGUUCUCCUCAUGCUGCGUUGUUGGGCACGGUCUCCUCGUGUUUGUACAAGUAACUCCUCUCUGCUGCCCUGGCUCUGCUCCACGUGCUGGCAGCAGGGCUGUGAGGGUAUGGUGUAGCAACCUCUGCAGCCUGGUUGGGUCUCAUGGGCAGAUGUCGAUCAGAUCCAAGGGCUGGUCCGAGUUGUCACAAAAUCUCUCCUUCCCCAGGACGUACUGAAACCAGCGUUCACUGUCACCAACCUGCCGGGGACAACGUCCACCAUCCAGACAGCCCCCACCACCUCGACCUCCAUGCAGGUCAGCAGUGGCCCGUCAUUCCCCAUCACCAAUUACCUGGCGCCAGUGUCUGCCAGCAUCAGCCCCAAUGCCGUCACCAGUGCCAACGGGACAGUGCUGAAGACUACUGGAGCCAGUGCAGUGACGUCUGGGGGCCUCAUGCCGAUACCCACCGGCUUCACCCUCAUGUCAGGUGCUUCCCUUUCUCCGGGGACCCCUACCAUUCCUCUCACUCAGUUACAGCCGCACUCCCUGGCUCUUUCCAGCCAGCAGGGCCAGGUGGUGGCGGGUACAGCUGGACAGCCGCAGCAGGCACAACAGACAGUCUUCCGCUUCCCCGCCAGAGCUGGAGGGCAGAUCGUGUCGCUGACAGGUGGUACCAUGGCUCAGCAGGUCCCAGUCCAGGCAAUCCAGGUGCACCAGGCACCGCAGCAAACGUCUCCCUCUAGUGACAGCAGCACUGACCUUACCCAGACCUCUUCCAGCGGAACAGUGACCCUCCCGGCGACCAUCAUGACGUCGUCUGUGCCAACCACUGUGGGUGGCCACAUGAUGUACCCCAGCCCACAUGCGGUGAUGUACGCGCCCACAUCUGGCCUUGCGGACGGUGGACUUGCAGUCCUCAACGCUUUUUCACAGGCGCCCUCAGCGAUGCAGGUGUCCCACGGCCAGGUCCAGGAUCAGGGUGGCGUCCCCCAAGUGUUCCUGACAGCCCCAUCAGGCACCGUUCAGAUCCCAGUCUCAGCUGUCCAGCUUCACCAGAUGGCUGUCAUCGGGCAGCAGAGCAGCAGUGGCAGCAGCCUGACGGAGCUGCAGGUGGUCAACUUGGACACCUCGCACAGCGCCAAGAGUGACUGAGAGGCCUCUGCUGCCGGCCUUGUGCUGUCCCUGGCUUGUCCUGCCAGUGCCGGGGGCUGGUGGCAAUUCCUUCUCGUACAGACUGCACCAGUUAUUUAUUGUUGCCUUUUCACGUUUCCUUCAUCCACACAUGCACACACACACGCACCCACCCACCCACACACACACACACACACAGAGACAGAGGAAUGCACGUGGGGCUGCAGGACCCACCUGGGCUGGAGCUGUGCUGGGGCCGUGCAGGGCUUGGGGGGCGUUUGGAUGCCGCGGUAGCUGUGCUCGUCCCAUGCCAGCCAAAGAAAACGUGUCUCUUGAGGGCAGGAUCGCUCUGCGCCGUAAAUAAGUACCGCGGGCCAUGCCCAGCUGGAGGCUCUGGCUCCUCCUGGGUGCUCCGAGUCACCUUGCUCUGCGUGGGGCUCAGCUCGGACCCCGAGCCGUGGUGCGGACGCAGCUCGGAGCAGAGGCUGUGCCGCCGGCCUCAGCAAUGUGCCUUUGUGGGGGUGACGGGUCCUUGGCCGCAGCAGCUCAACCCUGGGCUCUGGACAGCGAGGAGGGGGGCGAGUGGCCAGCUUGCACGUGCAUCUCUUGGUUGGGCCAGCGGGCCCUUCCCUCUUGGGAGGUCAAGGGCACAGCCUGCGGCCGAUGGUGGCCCUGUCCUCCUCGUAUGCACUACAGUGAGCCCUCAGUGCCUCCUCGCUGGGCUGCCUGGCAGAUUUGCAGCCUGUCGGGCUCUGCCCCCCCCGGCGGCUGCCCUCGCACAGCUGAGGUGGUCGGUUGGGAUGCCCAGGAGAGCUCCUGGGGGUGCUCCGUGGCCAGCCUAGCCCCACAUUCUCUUCUUAGCCCCUCGCACUGCUUGCGGACUCCGUACACCCAGGGGAAGGUGGCUGGGUCUUUCCCCGCAUCCCCCUGCAGCUCCAGCCAGCGCUUUUCUGAAUUUCUGUGUCUGAUGCAAGGUGGAGAAACAACUCAAGUGUCAAAGGGAAGACAUGUGCCCAUGUGGGGCACCGAGCCGCCGGGUAGGCGGCCAGGCUCUUUUCUCUGAGCACCAGGGUGACCUGCUGGCCAUCCUGGGCCGUGGAAGAGCAGUUGUGCUGCCUGUGCAAGGCUCAGCAAGGCCAGGGGAGAAGGGCUGGAGCAUGCUUGGUCCUGCAUGGGAGUUGCUGUGAAUGGCUCUGCUACCUAGCCCUGUCCCUGGAGGGAGAGCGAGCAAGUGAGAGAAGCUGCUGAAUCUUUAGGGGAAGAAGCAGCUACUGUAACUUUUUUUUUUUUUUUUUUUUUUUAGUUUAAAAAAAAAAAAAGCUUGGGA
Molecule: messenger RNA, 3242 nt
Organism: Calidris pugnax (ruff)
Lineage: Eukaryota; Metazoa; Chordata; Aves; Charadriiformes; Scolopacidae
Gene: SRF
Product: serum response factor
Exons: 6
Coding region: 1094-1936 (280 amino acids)
Source: RefSeq, a predicted model, not a curated record